AUGGGGCUAUUGAAUCAAUACUUUAUUAUAGUUUGUUCGAUUGGAUGUUGUUCAGCUCAUUUACACUUGUCAAAUCAUCAUUGUUUAGAUGGACCUAAUUUGUGGUGUUUAAAUAAUAAAACUGAAUCAAUAUGUAAUUUUACCAAUAAAACUAUUGGUAUUUGUGGAUAUUCAAAUAAACGAUGUCCAGUAACAACCGAACCCAAUGGUGGCUUAACUGGAGUUGACGAUAGUUUAUUUUCGUAUUAUAUUCGUGAUCUUUAUUGA
This is a messenger RNA of Rotaria socialis, 267 nucleotides long. The record is from the annotation of a GenBank genome assembly. NCBI's taxonomy places the organism in Eukaryota, Metazoa, Rotifera, Eurotatoria, Philodinida, Philodinidae.